This is a messenger RNA of Rosa chinensis, 1293 nucleotides long. Its product is annotated as disease resistance protein RPV1. The transcript is spliced from 2 exons. The record is from RefSeq and is a predicted model, not a curated record. Gene Ontology annotation, biological process: signal transduction. Lineage: Eukaryota; Viridiplantae; Streptophyta; Magnoliopsida; Rosales; Rosaceae. Bases 177 to 833 code for a protein of 218 amino acids.
CUUGAUAGUCUUGAUUGCCGGCUCCAGGAUUGUGAAAUUAAACGCGUCAAUAACAUUAAUAACUUCCUCGCAUUUGCGUCCAGAAUUGACAUUGACUACUCCUGCCCUUUUAUAAUUAAUUUGCUUCCUCUAUAAAGUCUCUGAACUCCUCUACAGGCUGUUUAUUGAUCUAAAUAAUGGCUAAUUCUGAAGCCUCUCCUCCUGCUCCUCCUCCUCGUUUUUCUUUUUCUUCUUUCACGCAUCCAUGGAAAUACCAAGUCUUCCUGAGUUUUCGAGGGGAGGAUACACGCAACAAUUUCACAGCCCAUUUGUGCAACGCGUUGCGUCUGAGGGGAAUCAACACCUUCAUGGAUGAGGAGCUCACAAGAGGGGAAGAUAUAUCAAGAGAGCUUCUCCAAGCAAUUGAACAGUCAAAAAUUUCAAUCAUCGUGUUCUCUGAAACCUUUGCAUCCUCCAAGUGGUGUCUAGAUGAACUCGUCAAGAUUAUUGAGUGUAAAGAAUCAAAAAAACAACUGGUUCGACCGGUCUUUUACAAAGUGGAUCCCUCGCAUGUACGAAACGUUCAAGGCACUUUUGGUGAGGCACUUGCUAAUCAUGAACGCAAUUCAUCCGUGAGCUCAGAGAAAGUACAAAAAUGGAGAACAGCUCUAAACCAAGCAGCAAAUUUGUCAGGGUGGACUCUCCUGAACCAACGGCUCGGGGUUGGGGUUUUUCUGGCCGUAUCUCAAUUGGCGGCGGGGUGUGCUGAUCAAGACCAGCGGGUUUUCAGAUGGCGUGAGGCACGACAUGAGUUGUGGCGGCGUGAGGUGUGGUGGUUUAGGUCGAAGCGGUGAGUUGUCGCAGUGGCGUAGAUCGGCGUGGCAUGGAUCGUGGCAGAGCAGGUCGGGCAGUGCUGCUGGGUUUGUGACGUACGGCAUGUCGUCAGGCAGCUGGGAUUGUGGCAAACUACACGUCAUCGAGGACGGAUGGGCUAGGGCCAGACUACGGACGGACGGAUGGGCUUGGACUUUUCCUUUGGAUGCUUUUGGGCCUACUAUUUUGGACUAGGGUUGCCCUAGGCCUUUUCUAUGUUUCUGCUUGUCUUUUACAAUAAAUUCCUUGUAUUUAGGAACCAAUGCACUAUUGUGCACUCAAUGUCUCUUUAGCAUCUCUGGAGUAGUACCGAAGGAGGAUAUCCGCUAUCUCUACGUAUUUAAAUGUACAAUGAGUAGGACUAUAUGUAUGUACCACUUGUGGGUACUAUCACUAGCUUCUUGUCUGUCUAUAAAUGACAGCGGAAGGGUAUGUAAUGGC